AUGACAAUAAUUAAAUCAAAUAAAAAUUCAAAAAAAAUCUUCGAUUGUUUUUAUGCUGAUAUAAUUGAUGAUCGUGAUCCAAAUGAUAGACGUACGUUUCAAACAAAUUAUUUAACACCUUAUUGUCGACGUCCAUUAUCAAUUGAUCCUAUUAAUAAAAUACAAGGACAUAUAGAAAGUACAUACACAUUUAAAAACGUACGUUUACGAGGAAUUAUAAGUGAAGAUCUUCUUCAAUGGUCACUAUUAAUUGAUAUAAUUGGGCAAUAUUCUAUAUAUCUCAUUAAAAAUGAUACCGAAUUUGAUGAAUUUAUUUUUAAUAAUUGUUCGUCAUUAUGA
Molecule: messenger RNA, 339 nt
Organism: Adineta steineri
Lineage: Eukaryota; Metazoa; Rotifera; Eurotatoria; Adinetida; Adinetidae
Source: the annotation of a GenBank genome assembly